CUGGACCGGGUCGUAUUGUUUAAGUGGAUGGCGGAUUACGUUAAUUGCUUUCAAUUAUAUCAUCAUUGUGCGUCUGGGAGGACCGUGCUUCGUCGAAAACGCAGCGGGCGCUCGGCGCUUCAUACUCCCUUUCCCCUCCACGAGCCCAAACAUACCACAGGAGCUGCUACAUGAGUUGCAGCAGCUCUUCCCCAGCAGAAAGACAGCUCUGGGUCGGCCCGUUACAGGAGUCGAGCUCCCUCUUACGGCGUGGUGUGUCCGCCCGUGAAGCGGACGACGAGGCACUCACUCGCGAGGAGGGAAAGUGAGAUUACAGGCUGCUGCUUUGUGUUAGCGGGAGCUCGAGACAGGUGGACAGAAUGUUUCAACUCCCAGUCAACAACCUCAGCAUUCUAAGGAAAGCUAGGAAAAAUGUGAAAAAAGUGCUGGGUGACAUUGGCUUGGAGUUUUGUAAGGAGCACAGUGAUGACUAUAAAGAAUUUAUUCCCAAUGAGUUCUAUAUUAAGAACACGUCAUGGGACGAUGUUUGCAUGUGGGAUCCCUCAAUGACCAAAUCACAAGAGUACCGCUCAAAGCCAUUCUGUUGUUCAGGUUGUACAUUCUCCUCAAAGUUUUUCUCAGCCUACAAGAGUCACUUUCGUAAUGUGCACAGUGAGGAUUUUGAAAAUCGCAUUCUUUUGAACUGCCCCUAUUGCACUUACAAUGGGAACAAAAAGACAUUGGAGACUCACAUCAGACUGUUUCAUAUGCCGAACAAUGCAGUGCGCCAGAAUGCUGGUGGGCUUCAGGCAGUAGGGGUUGGCUUGAAGGAUGCUGCUCGCCUGGAUAAGACACGUGAUAAUGUUGAGCAGGCAGUGUACUACUGUAAGAAAUGCACUUACAGGGAUCCACUAUACAAUGUGGUGCGCAAGCAUAUCUACCGGGAACAUUUCCAACAUGUAGCAGCACCGUACGUGGCGAGGCUUAGUGACAAGGCAACACCACCUAAUGGGACAGCAGGCUCCGGUACAGGGAGUAAUGCUAAUUCUAGCACCAUUGCUGUUGGUGCCCACAAUACAUGCACAGCCAUUCAUUGCAAACGAUGCCUCUUUGUACCACGUACCUAUGAAGCACUUGUGCAGCAUGUCAUUGAGGACCAUGAGCGCAUUGGUUAUCAAGUUACUGCCAUGAUUGGACAUACUAAUGUUGUGGUACCUCGGGGAAAGCCUGUAAUAAUGGUGUCUCCUAAAACUCAGGGGGAUAAGGGCAUCAUUGGUAUAAUGCCAAAGGGAACGGCAGUGGCAGCUGGAGGGCAGCCUUUGUCUACUCAGCAGCUGAGUCGAAUUGUCAUUCCAAAAGUAAGUUUGAACUCAACUGGGUUCCUGUCAAGUGUUCACCUGAAACAAGGGGCAUUUGGUCUGAAGCCAGGGUCUACCCAAGCUUUGAACAUUGGAGGAAAACAGGUGCCGUUAUCGAUGGCGCAGCAGUCUCAAACAAAUAAAACUCAGCUCUCUGCUAGUCUCCGCAGUUCCGUCUCUACAUCAGCAUCCACAUCUGUACUAAAGAUUCCUCAACUGACCUCACGAGUUCAGGCAGCGGCUACUACUGUGACUUCUGUUACCCCCAAGAAAGGCAACUCUGUCACUGGCACAUCUUAUACUCAGAAAUGGAAGAUCUGCACCAUCUGCAAUGAACUCUUUCCAGAAAAUGUAUAUAGUUCACAUUUUGAGAAGGAGCACAAAGCAGAGAAGGUGCCAGCGGUGGCCAACUACAUUAUGAAAAUCCACAAUUUCACCAGUAAGUGCUUGUAUUGCAACCGUUACCUACCUAGUGACACACUUCUUAACCACAUGUUGAUACAUGGCCUAUCCUGUCCACACUGCAAGGCCACGUUCAAUGAUGUCGAAAAAAUGGUGACUCAUAUGCGAGGGGUGCAUCCUAACGAAUCCAUCGAGCAACGUACAGACUCGCCACUUACAUUUGACCUUACACUUCAGCAGGGCAAUCCGAAGAACGUCCAACUGAUUGUCACCACAUAUAAUAUGCGAGAUGCCCCUGAAGAAUCUGUAGCAUUCCAUGCCCAAAACAAUGCGUUGCCAUCAUCAAAUGUGCAUAAACAGGUUACGCCACAAAUCUCAAAGACAUCCUCUGAUGCCUCGGGUGCAAUAGCAGCUAAGACUUCACCACAAGCGGCUGUUCCCUAUAAGAGGGAUGUAGGGAAAACACUUUGUCCUUUGUGCUUCUCUAUUCUCAAGGGACCUAUUUCAGAUUCUCUAGCCCACCACUUGCGUGAGAGGCAUCAAGUUAUACAAACGGUUCAUCCUGUAGAGAAGAAGUUGACCUAUAAAUGUAUACAUUGCCUUGGUGUCUAUACUAGUAACAUGACAGCUUCCACCAUCACAUUGCAUCUAGUGCACUGCCGCGGUGUAAGCAAAACUCAGAAUGGUCGACCUGCUCCAUCUGCCAGAGUUGUGCAGGCCCAGGGGGCUGGCCUCAAGAGGUCAGGUCUAGCAAACUAUGACCAGACCGAGCCAAAGAAAAGGAAAGUCAUUGCAGAUGACCAGGCUAGGUCAAUGUCACCUGAGGACCCUGUGGUCUUUGCCUUGGACCCAAAAGGUCUUGAGAAUGAGUCCUAUGAGGCACGUAAAGCGUUCCUCACUCAGUACUUUAACAUGCAGCCCUAUCCCACUCGCCGAGAGGUGGAGAAGCUGGCAUCCAGUCUCUGGCUUUGGAAAUCUGACAUUUCAAGCCACUUCGCUAAUCGAAGAAGGAAAUGCAUGCUUAAUUGUGAAACGCAACAAACUCGUGUCUUACUAGGAUUUAAAAUGGAAGACAUUGUACAUUUGCAACAUCCCAUCAACUUUGACUCAAAGUGGUAUUUUGAGGGCAACAAACAUGAGCCGAAAAGACGAACUUCUAGAAAUCGUAUAGGCCGAUCUGCCAAUGCCAUUAACAUUCAGAAAAGAGCUACAACCAAUGGUGAACUGCAACAGAAGCAGGCGACGCUGGCAAGGUUUGCUGCUAAAGCCUCAUUCUACUCAAAUUGUCAAAAGGCCUCCAUAGGGAGCCACUGCAAUGCUUCAAUCGAGAGCACCUUAAAACCUGGAGCACUUGUCAAUUCAGAACCAAUUGCUGUGGACUCAGACAGUGAUAAUGAGGUGAAAGUCAUUGCUGUGCAACAGCAAGAGAAUGCUUGGCUAAAUACACAGUCAGUUAGCAGUGAGGAACCAGAGGUCAAUUACAAAGAGGAUGGGAGUAACUCUGAUAUCAGGGAGGACUCACACAGCAAAAAUGGUUAUGGGUCAAAAGACAUGUUAGAGGAAAAAAAGCAGCCAAUGGGUGAGUGCCAGUCAGAUAUCACAAACAAGCUUGAACAAUCAAAAUCAGAGCCUGUUUUAACAAAGCAACAGGUCUGAUUUCAGGACAGGGUAAAUUAAAUGGACAUAUAUAUAUAUAUAUAUAUAUUUGCAUUUGUGUUAUGUUUUGACAUACACCAACAAUGCUGCCUCAUUGAACUUCUGGGCCUUGGUUACAGAGAGUAGCUAUAAGGAUAUGCUUUUUAUUUAACUCCUAAAGCCAUUUAAAAGGCAAAAAAGUCAUAUUUCACAGUUUUGAACUUAUGAAGAUGACUGCGAAUGAAUUCAGGGUUGACUGUCUCUCAGGAUAGGGAAAGACAACACUGAACAUGCACCAAACAAUAGAACAUGAUUUGCCUUCAGUUUAAGUUUCUUUAAUAUAUACCAGAAACGUACUUAUUAAUGUUUGUUCAGCCACUGUUGUAUGGCUAAAGGAGUGUUUAUUAGAACACCACAGUUUUUCAUGAAUUUCAUGUUAUAUAGAAUAGAUAGUGUAUAUUUGUACAGUCUUUUAGAUAUGCCUAAGGAGAUGUGUAGGUGUACUCACUGAUUGAAAAAAAAAAAAAAAAGAUUUGCUAUACUUUUUGUGCUCACGCUUAAUGGUCAUAUGUUCUACAUUGGAUCACAUUUACAAUGGAUGUGGCUUUGGUGGCUUUUUUUCUUGUUUACUUUUAUUUACAAAAGUAUAGCAUUUUGCUAAAAAUAUGUAUAUAAAUAUAAAAAUGCUUAUUAAACAGAACAAUCUCUUGCUUUUGUUUUGCUUGUUUAUAAUUUAAGUAUUUUUAUAAAUAUAUUACCAUUACAAAACUUGUAUUUUGCUUUAAGGGCAGCUUUCCAUACAUCCACUGCCCUAACUUCACAAUAAAUGGCCAUUAAAUUGACCACUGUAUCAUUGUGAUAAGUAGACUAGUCUGUGUUUGGUUCAGCCCCUGCUGAAUGCUGUUUGUUUUCUCUUCUAACGAUUUCACUUAAACUUCUACAGAUGGACUGCUGUUGUAACAUGAGGUCCAGAAUGAGCAUUCUGUCUUCAGUCUAACCUUGUGUUUAAAUUUGUGACCUCCAGUUAUUGUUUUUCCUCUUUUUUUUUUUUUUUUUUUUUUUUCUUUCCUUUUCAUUCUGAACAAUAAAGU
Molecule: messenger RNA, 4465 nt
Organism: Xyrauchen texanus (razorback sucker)
Lineage: Eukaryota; Metazoa; Chordata; Actinopteri; Cypriniformes; Catostomidae
Gene: adnpb
Product: activity-dependent neuroprotector homeobox b
Exons: 4
Coding region: 360-3395 (1011 amino acids)
Biological process (GO): regulation of gene expression
Cellular component (GO): nucleus
Molecular function (GO): DNA binding
Source: RefSeq, a predicted model, not a curated record